Pimephales promelas (fathead minnow) is the source of this 2775-nucleotide messenger RNA. It is a transcript of the gene fzd7a, whose product is annotated as frizzled class receptor 7a. Lineage: Eukaryota; Metazoa; Chordata; Actinopteri; Cypriniformes; Leuciscidae. Gene Ontology annotation, molecular function: Wnt receptor activity; Wnt-protein binding. Gene Ontology annotation, biological process: non-canonical Wnt signaling pathway; canonical Wnt signaling pathway. Gene Ontology annotation, cellular component: plasma membrane. The record is from RefSeq and is a predicted model, not a curated record.
CUUGCGCUCAAACCUUCCAGUCAGUGAGUAGCGCGUAUACCCAGCGCACACGAGAGCGCGCUCUGCCCGAGAAACCCGACUUAAGUUUUCCAACACGACUCUCUGGAAAGCAGUUUCUAAAGUCACUGGAUACACAGGCUUUUACCCAAGGCAUUUGGAGAGACAGACAGAAAACUCGAAAUAACAUUCGGAAGAUUCUCUCAAAAACCUUGAAGAAGAAAAACUAUGCGCUCCUUGUGGAUUCAGUUUGGAUCUAUUUUUGGACUUUUGUCAGGGCUUCCUUCACAAAUCCAGUCAUUUGCCUAACAUGAUUGCUUUCAGACCACGAGUGUUGUGACAAGAGCACAAACAAGGAGUUUUAAAAAAAAUUGGUCACAGAGAAACUUUGACUGUGCACGCGCGGCUUAAUUUCUUUCAGAACGAAUCAACUGAACAACGGCUGUCCUCAAAAUGCAACACUGUUGCGGGAUUACUGUAAAUAUUCUUCUGUUUUUCACUCUGGCCCUGCAGCCGUCCAGCGCUCAGUAUCAUGGCGAGAAGGGCAUCUCCAUUCCCGAGCACGGCUUCUGUCAGCCCAUAUCGAUACCUCUCUGUACGGACAUCGCCUACAAUCAGACCAUUAUGCCUAACCUUUUGGGUCACACCAACCAGGAGGACGCCGGGUUGGAGGUGCACCAGUUCUACCCCCUGGUGAAAGUGCAGUGCUCCAUGGACCUGAAGUUCUUCCUCUGCUCCAUGUACGCGCCGGUUUGCACAGUGCUCGAGCAAGCCAUCCCGCCGUGUCGCUCCCUGUGCGAGCGCGCGAGACAAGGCUGCGAGGCCCUCAUGAACAAGUUCGGCUUCCAGUGGCCCGAGCGACUGCGCUGCGAGAACUUCCCGGUCCACGGCGCGGGAGAGAUCUGCGUGGGCCAGAACACCUCGGACGCGGGAAGCCCGACCUCAAACCCGACGCCCUACGUGCCAGAACUGAUCACACUACAGCCGAGCGUGGUCAGACCCAGCCAGCAAUUCACAUGCCCGCUGCAGCUCAAAGUGCCCACUUAUCUGAAGUACCACUUCAUGGGCGAGAAGGACUGCGGGGCGCCAUGUGAGCCCACUAGACCCAACGGAUUGAUGUAUUUUAGAGAGGAAGAGGUCAAAUUUGGUCGGCUCUGGGUGGGCAUUUGGUCCAUUUUGUGCUGUGUGAGUACACUCUUCACAGUUCUCACAUACUUAGUGGACAUGAGGAGGUUCCGUUAUCCGGAGAGGCCCAUCAUCUUCCUCUCCGGGUGUUACUUCAUGGUGGCUGUCGCAUACGCAGCUGGCUUUUUCCUUGAAGACAAAGUCGUGUGCAUUGACAAAUUCAACGACGAUGGUUACAAGACUGUUGCGCAGGGGACCAAAAAAGAGGGCUGCACUAUCCUCUUCAUGAUCCUCUAUUUCUUCGGCAUGGCGAGUUCAAUCUGGUGGGUCAUUCUGUCCCUCACAUGGUUCCUUUCUGCGGGAAUGAAGUGGGGUCAUGAAGCCAUCGAGGCCAACUCUCAGUACUUCCACCUGGCCGCGUGGGCUGUCCCAGCAGUCAAGACCAUCACCAUCCUCGCCAUGGGCCAGGUCGAUGGCGACCUCCUCACCGGUGUGUGUUACGUUGGCAUCUACAACGUGGACUCGCUGCGUGGCUUCGUCCUGGCGCCGCUUUUCGUCUACCUCUUCAUCGGCACCUCGUUUCUCCUGGCCGGCUUCGUGUCACUUUUCCGCAUCAGAACCAUCAUGAAGCACGACGGUACCAAGACGGAGAAGCUGGAGAAGCUGGAGAAGCUGAUGGUGCGCAUCGGCGUGUUUAGUGUGCUCUACACGGUUCCCGCGACCAUCGUGAUCGCCUGCUACUUCUACGAGCAGGCUUUCCGGGAGCAAUGGGAGAAGACCUGGCACAUGCAGACGUGCAAGCGAUUCGCCGUCCCUUGCCCGGUCAAUAACUUCGCCCCUAUGUCUCCAGACUUUACGGUGUUCAUGAUAAAGUACCUGAUGACCAUGAUCGUAGGAAUCACCUCUGGAUUUUGGAUAUGGUCUGGGAAAACUCUGCAGUCGUGGCGCAGGUUUUAUAAAAGACUCAGUAAUAGCAACCAAGGCGAGACGACGGUAUGAAAAAGAAGCGAGUCUGUGUUUGUUUUUGGCCAGGCUAUGAAUGAUCAUGCAACUUUUCUCUGAGAUGAAUGUCUCGAGCGGAGACAUGGCGAACCGUUACGCGAAACGAGACUUGUUGAGUGAGUUUUGUGGACACUACUGUGUGCCUAUGCGUUUCCACGGUGGAAGCGGACCAUCAUGAACAGUGUUAUCAGCCUGAGUCUGUUUUGGGUUUUCUCAUGUAUGUGAAAAAGACAUUUGAGUGUAUUUCUGUGUAACACGAUAUCAUUUGCAUAUGUGAUCUCUGUAGACAGUAGCCUACUGAAUGCGUUGCGCAAUGCUCACGGUUCUGUACCUGAAAUUUCGGAAGUAAUUUGCCUUAUACACAUAACAGGGGACUUGUAUGACUUUCGCAGCCCUAUACGUCGACAAUCAUGCAUACUUCAUGGACCGUCAAGUACGCAUUAGGAUUGGGAUUCUUAUAUGCAUGUGUACAGCUGUGAAUUUAUGCAAGCUCCCUUUAAACGAUGUAAUGUGUAAAUAAUCACCCUUUCUCAAAGAGUAUAUGUAUUUAUGAAAAUAAUCUUGUUGUUUUUUACUUGGUUUUUAAAAUUUGGUAAGAGACCUUUGUAUCUGUACAGUUUCGCUGAAUAAAAUGAUUAGAUUUUUAACGAA